CAACGAAAAGAGUCUCCGCCCACGUAGACACGCCUACCGAAGAAAGAGAGAGACGGGGGCGAGUAAAGGCUUCUGGUGUGUAGCGCAUGUUUCAAAUUAGUAAGCAGUGAGCGAUAGUCGUGUCAGGUAUUAAGCGAACAAACCUUGCUCUUUCGUGACUCAAAAGUGAGUGCUCAGUGGUGCACACGAUUUAGCGUGUCCUUUUUCUUUCUGCCAACGCUUUCGACGGUGGAUUCAAAACAAUUUGGCAGAGGAAUUAUACCAAUCGAACUUCCGGGCGAAAAGACUAUUAGCUCCAAAGGCGACUUAAUUGUUCUGGCGUGUUGUUGUUGUUGUUGUUCGGGGGGAAAGUUGGCCAGACCGGAUGAGCCAUCUACCGGAAUGACACAAUGAAAACGUCGAGCUCCUACUAUUUGCCAUGGAUCAGAUCCUUCACCUUUCUUCUGUUAUUGUCGACGACACUCUCAGCAGGGGCUCAAGAUAAUCGAUGCUUCCUGAUUGGUGGAGGAUCGGCCGAGACCUUUUUCGUCAGUGAAAAUGCCACAGUCGGUUCCGUUAUCGGUGUUUUACGGAUUGCGGGCGAUCCGAGUGCCGAUGGCGAUAUCACUAUGCGCCUGGAGGCCAGCAACGAAACGGUCGUCUCCAUUGACACGCACACUAAGAAUCUCACGCUCAUUAAAGCCCUGGACAAAGAGGGUCUGACCGGCCCUGCCCAGGUGAUGACACGAAUUACCUGCGAGCGACGUGGUCCCAACGCCGAACCAAGUUUAACGAUUCCAGUCAACAUCCGGGUGACGGAUGCAAACGAUAAUUCGCCCAUCUUCCGCAAUUCGACCUAUUUCAUCAACAUUUCCGAAUCGACGAUGGUUGGUUCGGUCGUUUUACAAGGAAUUCAAGCGCUGGAUGCCGAUCAGCCUGGACCUUAUUCUACUGUACAAUACUCUAUUCUUCCGGGUCCCUAUUCGGACGUGCUGGCGCUCACUAGCAGCUUGGAGGGCACCCUGGUAUUAAAGAAAGCUGUCGAUUACGAGACGCUGAAACAUUUCAAAAUCGCAAUCAGAGCGCAGGACCAGGGACAACCUCCUUUGUACACGGACGCUGUCGUCAGCAUCGAAGUCAACGAUUCAGACGACCAGAACCCACUGUUUGGCCAGUCACGUUACUGGGCUCAUUUACCCCAGCCGGCCCGAAAGGGAACGGGACUGGAAAUCCGACCGGAACCGAUGCGGGCCGUUGAUCAGGACGCCGGAAUCAAUGCAUCUAUUCGUUAUGCCUGGAACGCAGGAGGAGCCGAGUACCAGGACUUUUUUCUUGACCCAUUAAACGGUUCCGUUUCUCUAAAUCGGAGUUUGGAGGAUAAUGAACUAGUCCAGCCCGUCAUUCUCGUCGUCAAGGCUCACCAAGUUGAUAACCUCGACCGUUACGCUUUAACCACUCUAACCGUUAGCCGGAGUUGGUCGUUUUCACCUCAAUUGCAAUACCUCCAACGACGCUACUCGGUUCAAGUCCUGGAGAACGUUCCAGUCGACACCACCAUUUUGGCUAUGGCCAUCAACAAACCCAUCGAUCAGAGCAUUCGCUUCGUAAUGGAAAGUCAUAAUGGGACGGAACAAGCGUUCAGCGUCGAUAAGACGGGCGAAAUCAAGUUGGAACGCAACUUGGAUUACGAGACGCAAAUGACUCAUCAAUUCGUCGUUUGGGUCACGGAUGGACUAACGAACGAUACGGCCACGGUGGAGGUCACCGUCCUAGAUGUCAACGACUGGGAUCCUCGUUUCGAAUUGGCCGAGUACGAAUUCAUCGUCAAAGAAUCGGCCUUGCCGGUCGGCUCCGUCAUCGGUCGCGUUCAAGUCGAUGAUGGUGACGCAGCUGAUCGUGUGACUCUGCAGUUGAAAGGUCCGGAAUCCAGGGCCUUCAACGUCCACGACAAUGGCGACGUCGUCUUCUCCGAUCCAUCCUCUCUCAAUUCCACCGUCAUCCAUCUGAUGGUGGUGGCCAGGGAUUCCGGAAUCCCUCCGCGACAGGCCUCCGUUCCGCUCAAGAUCAACUUACCUGUGGAUUUCUUGAUGAUGAACGGAAGCGGAAUCACCUUGUCGACUGCGGACGGCAGUGGACUCUUGCUAAUCAUCCUGGGAAUAUUACUGGGAAUCUUGUCUCUCAUCAUUUCCGGCUUGGCCGUCUACCUAUGUCAAUACAAACGGAAGAAGACUCAGCCGAGUCCUUUAACCGUCGUCCAGCCGCAACCGAAAGUCAGUGUCAGUGGACUUUACAGUGGCGACACUUCGACGCCAAUCACGGCGACUCUACGCCGCAUUCCCAUCAACCCGCUGGCCCGCCCGUCUUGUCGCCGCGUGGUGCCCAUUCAGAGUCCGACUCUUGCGCCCGUCCAGAACUCGCCGCCUCCUCCGCCCAUGCCGCCACCCACUCCGCCGCCGAGGCAGCAGACGGCCAGCACGAGUCCUCACAAGAUCUCUUCCGGCGGCAGCGGCAACAACAACGAAGAGUCACCAAUGUCUCAGCAGCAGCAGCACCACCAACACCAUCGAACUUUUCUGAGUAGCAGUCAAUCGACCGUUUGGCCGACCGACGCCUCAUUACCCAGACGGGUCAAGAAACUCAGUUGGGAAGACGAGUUCAACGUCUUCUUCUAAAAGAAAAGAAAAUCAUAAGAUAAUUUUAAAUGAAAAAAAUUCAGAAAUUAAGUCAUUACUACAUAAUUUGACCAAUCACUUUUCUCCAACCCCCCUUUUGUACAGUGAUGUAUAACCAAUUGUGAAAUUUCGUAUUUUUUUCCCUUUCAUAAACAAUCGAUAUUUCAA
Daphnia pulex (common water flea) is the source of this 2819-nucleotide messenger RNA. RefSeq names its product protocadherin-like wing polarity protein stan. Gene Ontology annotation, cellular component: cell-cell junction; plasma membrane. Gene Ontology annotation, molecular function: calcium ion binding. Lineage: Eukaryota; Metazoa; Arthropoda; Branchiopoda; Diplostraca; Daphniidae. The transcript is spliced from 15 exons. The record is from RefSeq and is a predicted model, not a curated record. Bases 390 to 2651 code for a protein of 753 amino acids. Gene Ontology annotation, biological process: homophilic cell-cell adhesion.